This is a messenger RNA of Pisolithus orientalis, 1619 nucleotides long. RefSeq lists its product as uncharacterized. Gene Ontology annotation, molecular function: zinc ion binding; guanine deaminase activity. The record is from RefSeq and is a predicted model, not a curated record. The coding region runs from base 104 to 1513 and encodes 469 amino acids. Gene Ontology annotation, biological process: guanine metabolic process. The transcript has 5 exons. Gene Ontology annotation, cellular component: cytosol. Lineage: Eukaryota; Fungi; Basidiomycota; Agaricomycetes; Boletales; Pisolithaceae.
CGUUAUUAUCUUGAUUCUUGGGCGUCAGUCGGCAUCACUUGACUAUUGAGCGGGUAAACCCUUGAUUCUUAACAUUCCACCGUGCAACUGUGCGCCAUACCGUAUGAUGGCAGGGGGAUCUGGCACAGGAUUUGCUGUUCGAGGCACUCUCGUGCACUGUCCCAGUCUAGGUGUUGUAGAGGUCCUGAGAGACCAUUUACUAGUCGUUGACCACACUGGUGUCAUUUCUCAGCUGUCCCCAGCAACAGAGAACGAGUCAGUCGAGUACAUCAAGCAGAAUGAUGUCAGGACACUUCCUCCCGGGAGUUUCUUGGUCCCAACUUUUUGUGAUCUCCACCUUCAUGCCCCGCAAUUCAUGUAUCAGGGCACAGGAUUAGAUCUGCCCCUGAUGCAAUGGCUAGAUCAGUACGCGUACAAAUCCGAAGAAAUGCUCGAUGCUCGGCCUGACAUAGCGAGAAAAGUAUACAAACGCCUCGCGCAACGAUUGAUCGAGGCUGGUACUGGAGCUGUCCUGUUGUUCGGCACCAUCAAUACCGAGACCAACCUUAUUUUGGCAGAUGCGAUGCAAACCUUGGGUGUUCGAGCAUUUGUGGGGAAGUUAUCCAUGGAUAUUUCCUCGCGUGAGACCUACCGCGAGUCUUCGUCCGCUGAUUCACUCGCAAACGCCAAGGAUUUUAUCCAGAGGUGCAGGAAUUCCGUAGCGAACCUGCAGCCCUGUGAACGCCUGAUAGAACCGGUUAUCACCCCGAGAUUCGUGCCUACCUGUUCGAAUGAGCUUCUUCAGGCACUUGGCGAGCUGAGCGAAGAGAAGGCAGUACGCAUCCAAAGCCACCUGGCGGAAUCGUACGAGCAAGCGAAAUGGGUCAAAGAUGAACGUCAUAUCGACGAUAUCGAGGUCUUCGAUAAGUAUGGAUUGUUGCGGGAAGGAACUGUCCAAGCGCACUGCACGUUCCUCGACAAACCCUCUCUGUCUUGUUUGGCCGAGCGUAAAACGGCCAUUGCGCACUGUCCAUUGUCCAAUGUGUAUUUCUCGGAGAAGCAGUUCCCUCUUCGAGAGGCUCUUGGUGCGGGGGUAAUGGUGGGACUCGGUACUGACGUUGCUGGAGGGUACAGCAUCGAUAUCAUGAGUAGCAUGAGACAUGCGGUCGCUGUCUCAAGGAUGCAGGAGAGUACCCGUUUCCUUGAGCGAAUCGGUAGAAACAAAGAGACCGCAAACAGAGAGACCCGUUCCCUCGCAAUUACAUGGAAGGAGUCAUUGUACCUGGCGACGCGAGGUGGUGCUCUUGCGUUGGGGUUGAACCAAGUGGGUGAGCUCAAGGUUGGAUCACCACUUGAUGCCCAAGAAAUUGCUGUCUAUGAUUUCGACAACGGUGCGGGCAUCGGUGCGCUUGACUUCUUUGACGACCAGCCGUUGAGUUGUGGGAUUACGCUGGAGAUGAUCGAAAAGUGGUGGUGCAUGGGCGACACACGCAACCGCGUUGGAAUGUGGGUGCAAGGCAAGAAGCUCCUUUGAAUUUUUGUGUACAGUACAAGUAGUAGUUUUGCGGUACCCCUGUUGCGUCGGUUAGAAUCCUUUGGGGGGUCCGUGCGCGGCUCGCUGCCAAUUUGAGUUUGUGUGG